This is a messenger RNA of Salvelinus fontinalis (brook trout), 9705 nucleotides long. Its product is annotated as zinc finger and BTB domain-containing protein 34-like. Gene Ontology annotation, molecular function: DNA-binding transcription factor activity, RNA polymerase II-specific; protein binding; RNA polymerase II cis-regulatory region sequence-specific DNA binding. The record is from RefSeq and is a predicted model, not a curated record. The transcript is spliced from 3 exons. Gene Ontology annotation, biological process: regulation of transcription by RNA polymerase II. NCBI's taxonomy places the organism in Eukaryota, Metazoa, Chordata, Actinopteri, Salmoniformes, Salmonidae. The coding region runs from base 76 to 1713 and encodes 545 amino acids.
UUUGCAGUGACUGACACAGCUGGAGUGGGGGGAGGCCUGGCUCAAGUGAAAGCGAGCUACUGGGGGAAAUGGGCGAUGUUUGAUCGGGAAAAGAGUUUCACAGCCGCAGCCUGCCUAGCCUAUAUGCCUGUGCUGGAAUCAACAAAGGCAGCCUACAAACUGGAAAGACCUAUCCAAGAGAUGGACGACGGCAGUGCCUACAUAGAGUUUGACGUGCCAGAGUUCAGCAACACCGUUCUCAACCAGCUCAAUGAGUUGCGACUGCAGGGGAAGCUAUGUGACAUCAUCGUUCACAUCCAGGGCCAGCCGUUCCGUGCCCACAAGGCCGUGCUGGCGGCCAGCUCACCGUACUUCCGCGACCACUCGGCCCUGGGCACCAUGAGCGGCCUGUCCAUCUCCGUCAUCAAGAACCCUGAGGUGUUUGAGCAGCUGCUGGCCUUCUGCUACACUGGCCGCAUGUCCCUGCAGCUCAAGGAUGUCGUCAGCUUCCUCACAGCAGCCAGCUUCCUGCAGAUGCAGGCCGUCAUCGACAAGUGCACCCAGAUCCUGGAGGGCAUCCACUCCAAGAUAAACAUCCCCUCCAGCGCCACAAGCCCAGACAAGGAGGCCUCCCAGGCCAGCCGCAAUGGUGUCAAAGACAGCAGCCUUUUCAUCAACCCCACACAGAUCUCCCCCCCAUACUACUCCAGGCACAGCAUAGAGGCCCGCUCUGAGCUGGCUGCAGGGAAAGGUCAAGGCAGGACCCGGUACCAGGAGGAGGGCCAGUCAGACCGUGGCAGCAGUGACGGUGUGUCAGAGCAGGAGGCAGCCAUGGAGGGAGAGACAGAGCAGGUGGAGCUGAUUGGGAAGGACGGUCAGGUGACGGACGUGCACGUGAAGCUGGAGAAGACAGAUAGGCCCAGCUACUCGGACAGCUCCUCGGCAGGAGACGAUGGCUACCACACAGAGCUGGUGGAUGGAGAGCAGGUGCUGGCUGUCAGUGUUGGCUCCUACGGUCCCGUCAUCCAGCCAGCCGGCUACACUUACUCAGGCCUGUCGUCCCCCUGCUUUGUGAGCCUCAGCAGCUCCAGCCCCUCCCGCUCCAUGCUCAGUGGCUUCAGGGGCGGCCGAGCCAGAGCCAAGCGCCCCCCAGUGACCGUCCCAGCAGAGGUCCUGGGUCAUAUCAAACCGGGAAACACUGAGGACAGCAGCGAGGCGGUGUUGGGCCAAGUAGGUUUUGAGAACGAUGUGCGAGAGCGGAGCCUGCGCAGCCAGUGGUACCCCUACAACGAGAGGCUCAUCUGCAUCUACUGCGGCAAGUCCUUCAAUCAGAAGGGCAGCCUGGACCGCCACAUGCGCCUGCACAUGGGAAUCACACCCUUUGUCUGCAAGUUCUGCGGCAAGAAGUACACGCGCAAAGACCAGCUGGAGUACCACAUCCGUGGCCACACAGACAACAAGCCCUUCCACUGCCAGAUUUGUGGCAAGUGCUUCCCCUUCCAGGGGACCCUCAACCAACACCUGAGAAAGAAGCACUUGGGGGCCUCAGAGGGCCCCAACCACAUGGACUCUCCAGAGAGGACGGAAGGCAGCUCUGGUCAGAAAGAUCCAGAGGAUGCCUCAGAGGGGAUGGCCUUUGAGACGCAGUAUGCUGAGGAGGCUCCGGCCAACGACAUGGAGGAGAGCUCAAAGUGCAGCCCUGAGGAAGCCGAGGCGUCCAGAUGUGAUUUUUAGGCCCUGGCUCUGGUUGAGGAAGCUUUAAGAUAUGUUCUUUAAACGUUUAGGAUUUGUUUUGGAACCGGCUCCUUUCAAUGUUGAACCUACUUUGUGCAUCCACGUUUUCUGCCUGUCCAUCCAUUUUUGUGAAAGUCAACUGUUGCUUAAUGUAGAAGAAGAGGAGAAAGGGGUACUUUUUAAAAAUAGAUUUCAAAGGGAAGGGCUAUCAACUUGCUAUUGAUAAGGUGCCCUCAAUAAUCAAGGCCUUUUGUUUUUGCUUUAAAAAAGAUAUAUGUUUUUAAAACAUAUUUACAGAGUAAUAUAGGCAUGUUGCAAUAAUUGAUAAUGUGAAAGCUCUGAUAAGAUGCUUAUCAUAUCAUGUUUUUACCUGACCUGUUUUUGCACAUGUGGCCAAAGGAGGUCACUUUACUCACAAGGAAUUAUUUUUCUGCCAAGUGCAAAGCUUUGUGUGAAAUAUCCGUUCAAUACCUCAUGAUACAACUACAUACUCAUAACAGACAGUAUUUUAGCUUUUAUGAAACUCCACCGGGUUCUACCUCAUAUCCAAGAACCUACCAAGAACAGAAGUGUUCACCGUUUUAAAAACAAACCGUUUUGCUUUAGGGUCUCUGUUUAAUUUGCCAAACUCUAGGCAGAACAUCCUCAGUUCCAACGCUAAGCCUUGAUACUUUAGACUAAUAUUCCUUGCUGAUUGUAUGAACGCUGGACCCUGUCCUUGUCCAUUAUUUCAUGGUCAGACAGGAUGUAAUGUGGGCAAAGAACGAAGGUGCUGUAUUGAUGUUUUAAGAAAUAUUAAGUGCGUUUGCAUUGAGCAUGCGCAAGGAGGACAGUGGAUAGAGUACAAUAAUAGAGGAUAAUACAUGACAUGCUUUCCACUGUCUCUACAGCCAAGAUCUAUUUCAGCAAUAAGGCCUGAGGUGGUGUGGUAUAUGCUCAAUAUACCAUGGCUAAGGGCUGUUCUUACGCAUGAUGCUCCACGGAGUGCCUGGACACAGCCAUUAGCCAUGGUAUGUUGUCCAUAUAUCACAAACCUCUGAGGAGCCUUAUUGCUAUUAUAAACUUGUUACCAAUGUAAUUAGAUCAGUAAAAAUAUAUAUUUUUUUCAUACCCGUGGUAUACGGUCUGUAAUACCAUGGCUUUCAGCCAAUGAGAAUUCAGGGCUUGAACCACCCAGUUUAUAAUUAUGUUUUUAGAACACACAGGACAAAUUCCUCUUGUCUGUCUCUUCACCACUGAAGGUCACAUGCAGUUGGCCAGUUUUCUCUUCUUAAGCAAUGAGGCCCAAGGGUGGUGUAGUUUAUAGCCAAUAUUCCAACGCAAAGGGCAUGUUCUUAUGCACGACGCAGAGCAGAGUGCCUGCAUACUGCCCUUAGCCGUGGUAAGUUGGCCAUGUAUCACAAACCCCCAAAGUGCCUUAUUGCUAUUAUAAACUGGUUACCAACGUAAUUCGAGUAAUAAAAAGAAAUGUUUUGUCAUACCUUUGGUAUACGGGCUGAUAUACCACGGCUAUCAGCCAAUCAGCAUUCAGGGCUUGAACCACCCAGUUUAUAAUAUAUUUUAAUCCACAUGGGAUCAGUGAUUUGAUCCUCAUACACAGUGAAGUCAUUUGGAGUGUCUUCCAUUCUCUUGAUGUUUUAGUUUAUUCUCAACCUGUUUAUGUGAAACUCUUAGUUUAUUUGUGUGGAGAUUAUGCUCAGUGCAGAGUCCCACUCAUUAGCUUGGCACAGCAAGGGCAGUCCUGCCAUGAAUCUGUGCAUAGAAUCAAUAUGCAAAUAAGAAUGAAGGAAUAUCAGCCAUCUUGUCAUGGCAUUUCUUUAUUCACUCUCCAUUUCAUUAGGACUCAUGUUCUGCUCUCGUUUUCUCAUUCACUGUUUCUGCCCUUCCCUGAUCCGACAUCACUGUUGCGAUGAGGGAAUCAAAUGGGAAAGCUCAUUGAUGCCUCAUUAGAAAAUAAGCGCUUGAUGGUAUUUUGAGAGAAGCUUGUGAUCCAAAGUAAUGGUGCCCUUUUUGGGUUUCAAGUAGAAUGGUCUGAAUGGAGACUUGGUGAUAGUUUUGUUCAUUUUUUUGAUGUCUUGAAGAUCAAUGGUGACCAUAAAUGUAUUCGGCAAAAAACUAGGCUACUGCUUUUUAAUAGUCAGGAAUCAAAUUGGAAUUGCUUCGGUCAGUGUAAGCCCUUUUGACAACUGAUGUUGGUAGCUAGCUAUUUCAGUGUUAAUAGGUAAAUAAUCAUUGAAGGCACUGUUGGUCUUCAUCUGCUUGUUUCGAGAUUAGCUGGGCUGUCAGGGCCUAGCAGUUGGCCGAAUGACCACAUUUCAAAACGUUAAUUUCUGUUAUUCAUAUCGUCAUAACUCACAAAUGCACAUAUGGUGGUGAUGGGGGGGGUAUGUUUGUCAGACUUAUAUUGCAUUACAUGACUAAGCAUUGCAAUGCAGAAUGCCAUGGCAUAGUACAGGCCCAGGAAUUAGCUGAACUGGCUUUCGACUUACUGUAUGUCGAAAUGCUUCUAACUAUGGUAGUUUUGAAAAAUACAGGAAUAAAUUCAGAUAAUUAUUGCGCCAACAUGCUAGUCCAGAGUAAGCUCUUUUUAAAGGCCCAGUGCAGUCAGUGAUUUUCAUUGUUUUCAGUUUUCCCUUCCCAUUCAGACCACUCCCAGACAUUCCUAGCUUGAAAGUUUUUGCUAAAAAGCCAUUUUUGUACAAAUAUAUUACAGUAAGGUACUUAAUUGUUACCCAUAAAUGAUUUGAUAUUGAUAUAAAAACAGCUGCAUUGGGCCUUUUAAGAUCAGGUGGAAAGCUGAUCCUUGAAGAGCACUUUUUAACGACAGUCAUUUUGCCCCCUUAUCCCUCUUCUUGCUGAUUUGCUAUUUCAGCAGUGUAUCCUAUGUACCUUUUUUAGUAUUUACACAUGAUAACAUAAUCCCAUAACUACAGUAAGCCUUCCAAGGGGGUAGAAGGCUGAAAUAAAAUGUUAAUUGUCACAUGCUUCACUGUUUAGAAGUGUCCUGAAAAGCCCAGAGGUCCAGGUGGGUGUGUGAAAGAGCAUUUCCUCUUCAUUUAAUGUAGCACCACCAUUUAUGAUACCUGUUAUUUUUCGGUUGUUUGUUCCUUUUUUUUUUUUGGUACUUGGUUUAUUAUUUUGCAGUGAAUUUUGUUUUCAUAUUGGUAUUGAGCAGUUUUGUUUGCAUGUCCAGUGUUUUACCCUAUAUUUAUUUAGCAGUGGCGGCCACCUCAAAAUAAUAGUUUAUAUAUAUUAUGACACUUCCACUGUGGGGCUCUAUUUGUCUCUUUGUGCAGUUUGAAGGAAGUAUAAGGUAGUUUUGCAAACCAUUGCUAACUAGCGUUAGCACAAUGACAGGCAUGCUAGCUGUUGAGUUAUUGCUAGUUAGAAAACUUCCUUUAAACAGCAGUGCGUCUUUGCAGAAAUACAUAUGUGUAUUUCUGCCCAGACAUGCUUUUAAAGUAAUGGUGUGAGAUUUUGCCAAUUAAGCACUUUUUCUACAUACCCAGUCAGAUGAACUCAUGGAUACUAGUUUUGUUUCUGCCUACAGUUUAUUAAAGGAAGUUUCUAACUAGUGUUAGCACCAUUGCUACCUAGCGUCAGGGCAAUGACUGGAAGUCUAUGGGAACAGCUAGUAUGCCAGUCAUUGUGCUAACACCAGUUGGCGAUGGCUUGCAAAACAACCUUCUACUUCCUUCAAACUGCACACAGAUACAUACAUAUAGCCCCACAGUGGAGGUGUCAUAAUAACCAUAAAACCUAGCUGUCAAACAGGGAAAUGGUUCCAAUCGUUUUUCCAUCAUUCAUUUUUCCCAUAGGGAAUUUUUAGAAACACUUAAUAUAAGGGCUGUGUUUUGUGUAGGCUUAUCCUGGUGUGACGUUUUGAUAAUGUAAAUUUCUCUCGGACAAGGGGACUUAUCAAUAUAUUUGGCUCUAUUUACUCUGAUUCAAAAAUGUGAAUUUGCUUCAAAGUAGACAUCAUGCAAAACUACAUCUCUGCAAGCUCCUGCACUUCAUCAAUUUAAAUCUUGCGUAGUCUUGAGACAGUUAACAUAAUUGUCCAUAAAGAAAUGUAGCGUUUUUAUUGAUUACUACAUUUAACUUACUUUUGAUAGUUAAUCCAGAGAUUCUUACCUUUGCCUCGAUUCGGCAGUCUUGUCCAGAUCACCAUGGCAUUUGUACUUCUUUAUGAUAGCCACAUUAGCAUCUAUUUAGCAUUUCAUUUUUGUGGGGUAAAUACAGACAAAUAUAUUGAUUAAGAUGCCUUGUCCUAGAGAGAUUUACACUUGUCAAAAUGUCACGUUAGGGUAAGCCUACACGAAGCACAGCCCUUAUUUUAAAUGUUUCUAAAAUCCCCUAUGGGAGAAAUGAAUGAUGGAAAAACGAUUGGAACAAUUUCCCUGUUUGAUCUCUAGGUUUUAUGGUUAUUAUGACUCAUACUGUGGUACACUAUUGUAUCCACACAUUCAUCUGCCCGGUUAAGUAGAAGGGCUUAGUUGCCAAAAUCUUAUCCCUUUAAGAUCAGGGUGACAAAUUCAAGCUGAUAUUUGUAGUGAACAGAGCGAGCACAGCCACCACAUGCUCCUUAUCUCCCUACAGUGCCGUAGUGGCGCUCAUCAGUUCUAUUUCCGAUGGUGUCAACAUAAUUACAUUUUCAUGUGUUUUGGAGUAGAAUGUCUUGAAGUCAUCAAAUGUGUUUCUCACAGCCAGCAAAGAAAACCAGCCCACCCCCCUGCUUCCUUUGCCACCGGUGUUGAAAAUAAAUACUAGGGGAAACACUACUGUUCAUAUCGUUAGGUCACCAAUAGUCUCUCUAUGCCCACUACACAAUGGGUUCAUUGUUUUGAUGUCCAUCGUCUUGUUUCACCAGAUGCCAUGGAAACCAAAAGGACCCUUCUCAGAUUUAGUGAAUUCUGAUUCGCUAUCGUCUUGUUGCUGAUCCUGUCUGUUUUUGAAGAUCAGUGACGGGCCCUUUCCCUUUAUUUUUUCCCAGUUUUUAUUUUCUCCCACAACAUGCUUGACAGUGUUGUGGCCUAAAGUCAGCCACAAUCUAUUUUCCACUGUCUGAAUGCCUACUAGGCAGAAGUCUAGAAUGUCAUGUUCUGUGUGGUAACCGUCUUUGUAAAGUCUUAUAACCCUGCUCAUAUUGAAUCUGUCUCCCUACCGAUUUAUAAGAGGGAAUUGACCUCGUCAUAUAAUAUAAUCCUUCUCAUGAUGUCUCGCUUUAUUAGAACAGGGGCAGACUACUAUAGGUUAUUGUGCCAGGAGUCCAACAGACGAUAGCAUGAUGGAUAAUCCUCCAUAGAAAACAAAUACUGAAAGACAAAGGUCUGUCUAUACAUUUGGCCAACGAGGCAAGAUGAGUUUCCUACAUAAGAUGUAGGUAGCCUGGUUCCUAUUUCCAACUGAUGUUCUUCUUACAGUUGAGUCCCACAUAGUCUUGAGCAUGUUGCCACAAAUGAUAUUUAAUAUCAUGAAAGAAAUUGUACAGAAAUUGAGUUUGUUUAUUUAUAUAAUUGGAGGAUACCAACCAUAUAAAUCCUAGUAAUAUUUUGAAGAACAAAAAAGGCUUUUGAAUCGUGAUCUGUGCCUUGCCACAAACUAUAUCCCUGACUCUAUGGCACUUACAGUGGACUUCUGUUUUGUGCCUGCCUUCAAUGUAAAGAAUGAAAUGGGUCAAGGGGAAGGUAUAUCUAUUGAUAAAAUACUGUAGAUUUCACUUUAAUUUGGUAAAAUCUUUCCUGUGUUUAGUUUAUGCAACAAUUAAAUGUCUUAAAGGGAAUGGGCACAUAAUUGAGAGUAGUUCAGCAGUGAGGAGAAUCAUGUCUUAGAUAUAUGCCCAAGUUGAUCUCUUAAAUGAUGCUUACAUGCCACCUCCAUUUUUAUUCAGCCGUACUUAUUUAGCCCUACUAUUUCCUUGUCAGACCCCAUUUGCUAUCCAUUAAUAAUGUGAUGAAUUGUGUUUAUGGUAAUAUGGUGACUUGUAAUAUGGUGACUUGCAUGGCAUCUAAUCACAGUCGUGAGCUGUUUUGUUCCCCUCUCCAGAGGCUGUUUUGUAUGUUUACUCUAGCCUUUCUGUUAGCACUGAGGACAAUCGAAGGCAUCGCCUUCAGUCUCGGAGAGCGCGAGAGAGGAGAGAGUACAGCUAGACUCUUCCCCUCUCAAGAUUCCUUUUGUAACAUCUGGCCAGGAGGGACAGCUGCUUGAGAAUGAGCAGAUUUUAAAAACAUGACAUUUGUAGAGUGAAAAAUGGCAAGAUUACCCUGUUGUAUUGCACGUCACUCACCCACAAAAUAGUUUUUGAAAUGCCGAUGGCUGUUUUUGGAACUCAACAUUAGUUAUUGUUUUUGUCUCGUCUGGCAUGCACUUAGAAAUAACCUGUCUUUGAUACAUUCAUAUUCCAGAGAGGAUCUACUUAUCAUUUUAGUCUCCACCUCAAGGGACUCUAUUACUUUAUAUGAAGGGAUCUUUUUACCCUUAAAUGGUGCUUAUAGACUGGUCUGUUUAUUUAUAGAUUUUGAUAUACAAAAUACUAUACACUUGCAUAUUUACAUUAUAGGGCGGGGGGGCAAUUUGGGUAAAUGCUUUUAUCAACAUUGGCUACUAAUGCCACACCACUCACCAACCAACUGAAUCUGACACUUAUUUGCGUUCACUCUGUUUGUUCAAAAUUAUUCACAGAAAAGGUAGGAGGGAGAUGCUCGUGGGCCAGAAGUAAUCAGAAGGAAGUGUUUACAGGGAAGGCUGUUUGACUACUUUUUGAAUUUUUGAACAGACUAACUUCAGGUAGUUUAUGAACACUGAUAUAGACUUUAACAAAAUCUGAAAGUCUUCCAUAGCUUCUCUCAGCCUUUCUCCACUGUGUAAUAUACAAAAGCAAUAACCUUUUAAGGGGAUGUAUUGUUAUCAGUGAGCCUAAUCUAAUUCUGGGCCUGUCACAUCUCAACUAAACAUUGAAUGUCAGGGAGCUAUCGAAUUGAAGUAGGACGAGGACAAUUUGAUAUUGAUAUUUUUUAUAUAUUUUGUGAGUCUUUGGACAGGUUGAGUGAAAAUGCUCAUUAGGUGAGACUGGUAUUGCUGGUCUUCUAAGUACGCAUCCAAAGCCUAUGACUGUCAAUUAACUGCAAUGCAAAAGCUAAGCAUGUGAUUCAGUCAAACUCAAUGGCACUGGUUUUAAAGUUGCACCUCCGUCUGUAUCAAAUACUGAAAGGGAUUGUGGGCUGCAAAGCCACAUUGGGAGUGGCGACCUGUGUUCAUGCUAAAAUGUAAAGGUCUCCCCUUUCCCCUCGUGUACUGAGACUAAGGUUUCAGCUGGUCAGAGUGGAAUUGGUCAGUGCUGCUUUAACUACAUGUUAAGACUGGCCUGUUUCCUUUGAUGUGAAACUCCUUGGUCUCUGACAUUUGGUGGUGUCUGGAUAUCAUGUAUUUUGUUGAUAUGGCACAAAUAAAUAAGUAGAACUCAGGGUUUAUACUAGUGUUAUAAAGUGGUCACUCUGGGCAUACAGCUCAUAUGCGUAGAAUUCAAUGUGCACUUCUCUUCAGGUGGGGAAAUCAAUCCUCAGUCAGUGGUUCCCAAACAUUCUGCCUCAAGGGUCUCACUGAACCCAUGUUUUCCGUUCCCCCUCUGCAUGCGUGUGACAAGCACAGAGGUUCAAUGUUGAGGAACAGGGGAGACCUUUUAGUUUGGCCAGGUUGGUCAGUCCACCUCCCUCUAAUCCACUCUACAUACAACCCAACUGUGAACCUCAGAACUCUACUGUUAUGUACAACUAUGAAGUAAAUUAAGCUAGCUAGAGCUGAACUAUUAACUUGCCAUUUAUGAAUUUAUUUUAUAGCAUGAAAUAUAUGAUAUAUUUAUUCAAAUUAUAUUUUACUCAUAAUCAUUCUGUGCUGCUUUUUGGGGGUUCUUACGCUUGUAAAUUGCUUUUUUAUGAUACAAAGAAAUGUCAAUAGAAAAUGCGUUUGUUUGUAAAAUAAAGAUGCUGAUUUGGC